AUGCUUACCAGGAGGGUUUUAACAGCUUCGCGAUUUUUGCUGGCUCAACGUUCCGCCGCACCGCAAUUGAGAUACCCACUCCCAGUUAUCCAGCAAUUUCGCAGCUAUGCCGACAAAGUUGUCAAAGUACCAGAAAUGGCCGAAUCCAUCUCUGAGGGUACUUUGAAGCAGUGGUCAAAACAAAUCGGUGAUUACGUUGAACAGGAUGAGGAAAUUGCUACAAUUGAAACAGACAAGAUCGAUGUUGCCGUUAAUGCUCCCGAAGCUGGCACAAUAAAGGAAUUCUUGGCCAAUGAAGAAGAUACUGUUACCGUUGGUCAAGAUCUUGUCCGUCUCGAACUUGGGGGUGCUCCAGAGGGUGGUGAUAAAGAGAAGGCCUCUUCGGAACCGAAAGAAGCAGCAUCAAAAGAUCAAUCAACAUCUUCGGAUCCUGAGCCAUCUAAGAAGGAGGAUUCGAAACCCAAGGGGGAUUCUAGCUCUCCUCCACCUACAGAGAAGAAAUCGGAACCAAAAGAGACACCAAAGCCCAAACCAUCGGAAUCUAAGAAGCAAGAGUCAUCAUCUAGUAGUUCUGGACCUUCUUUGGGCAACCGUGAGGAGCGUCGUGUCAAGAUGAACCGAAUGCGACUACGUAUCGCUGAGCGUUUGAAGCAAUCGCAAAACACCGCCGCAUCUCUAACCACUUUUAAUGAGGUUGACAUGUCAUCUUUGAUGGAGUUCAGAAAACUCUACAAAGAUGAGGUGCUCAAGAAGACUGGUGUCAAGCUGGGAUUUAUGAGUGCCUUUUCUCGUGCAUCUGUGCUUGCCCUACGAGACAUCCCUGCAGUAAACGCAUCCAUUGAGGGUCCAAACGGGGGUGACACCAUUGUCUACAGAGAUUAUGUUGAUAUCAGCGUCGCCGUCGCCACCGAGAAGGGCUUGGUAACUCCCGUUGUUCGCAACACUGAGAGCAUGGAUCUUGUUGGUAUUGAGAAGACUAUUGCUGAUCUAGGCAAAAAGGCUCGUGACAACAAACUUACAAUCGAAGAUAUGGCUGGUGGAACCUUUACCAUUAGCAAUGGCGGUGUGUUUGGUUCAUUGAUGGGUACACCUAUCAUCAAUCUCCCACAAACUGCUGUUUUGGGUCUACAUGCUAUCAAAGACAAGCCCGUUGUCGUCAAUGGCCAAAUUGUCAUUCGUCCAAUGAUGUAUCUGGCCUUGACCUAUGAUCAUCGUCUACUUGAUGGAAGAGAGGCUGUCCAGUUUCUGGUUAAGGUUAAGGAGUACAUAGAGGAUCCGAGAAGAAUGCUUUUGUAGACAAGCAGCGUCAUAAUCUUGGCUGUAAAAUUAUACCUCCAGUGCACAAAUGUAAUACAAGACGAAGCAUCAGUAAGCCCUCGGGCAUCCGAGCUUUAAUGCUAUCUCGUUGAUUCCGACAGCAGGAUUUGUUGAUAUGCAUUGUAUGAUCACAUUCUGUCGCAAUUGUUUCAAAGAUAUCCAGUAACAUACGACAACCGAUGUCCAAAAUCACGAUGCGGUAUGGCUUGUGGUUGACAUGAAGUUCGUCAUCACGAACAAGAAGUCCGCUGACCAUGUUUUCUUUUGGACCACAUCCGGUUGCUGCCAUCCAUAUAUGUGAUUAUAUCAUGAAUGUGUGCCUGUGGGUUUCAACAACUGUCAGAAUAUGUAUCACAUACUUAUUGUUUUACUAUACACUACCUAGGUAUUCCCUCCUAGUCUAAUUGAAGCCACUGUAUACAACGCCUGCUCGUCAAUAAGACAUUGCGUACAUUGCCAUCAAUACUAAUUCUAUGCUAUGAACUCCUCCUGAUAUCUACAAGUUACAAUCCUUACAAUUACCACGGUCAUCUAGUUCGAGUAGUUUGCUCACGGUUGGACGUACUUUAGAUUUCAAACUUGAACUAUGAUCGUGUAAUUUCCAAGCUUGAACUUGUUCAAAAUGAGAACGCAGUCCUAUGCGUUGGUCUUGAGCUUUCCUUCUCCUCCAGAUGACUACGAGUACAUCUAUCUACUCACCGAUGAGUCGCCACAAUAAAGAUCGCAACGUUUGGUCAAUAAUCACUUGAGACAGCUCUUGUUAACUUGGAACAUGGCUCUGGGUCGUCUUUCGUAGGUUGACCCUCAGCCUGUUAAAUCAGAAGAUAAUCCAUGUAGUAUAGGUUAACAGGUAUAUAUUUUGUUCGUAGUCGAUUGGGGUUACAACUCAUCCUACCUGUUUGCCGCCAAACGUUUCUGGACAGCUGCAGUUGAAUUUCAGCCUGCCAGUAGGCUAGAUAAAAAGAAAUUGUGGUCUCUAAAUCUUUACUUGGAGUGAUUGAACGAAAAUAAGACACGAACGCCAGAGAAGACUAAUGAGUAUAAAGAUGGCACUAGCAGCAAUGCCCUUGACAGAAAUGCAAACACCAGUGUUUAGUCUGGUGAACUGUACUAAAUAGUACUACGAGGAUAUGUAUUGCCAUUAUAAGAGUGUGGAUGGCGCAAACGAGCUACGGUAGUGUAUCUCCGCUGGGGUCAGAUCAAGAUAUUCUGGAAAUGCUGUUCACCGAGUCGGGGUCAAAGGUAACAUUCCAAAACUUGAAACCACUGUUCUGAUUGUUUGAAAGUGCAAGUCUUAAGUCUAGGCCUAGACUUAAGUCAUCAAGCUUUGGGCUCCUCGGUGGAUUAGAAUGUUUAUGUAACUAUUAUUCAAAUGAUCAAGAUAAUGUCAAGUGUGAGAGUGACUACAUGAUGGUUGAUACGGAUGAGGCG
Botrytis deweyae is the source of this 2748-nucleotide messenger RNA. RefSeq lists its product as uncharacterized. The record is from RefSeq and is a predicted model, not a curated record. Gene Ontology annotation, biological process: tricarboxylic acid cycle. The transcript is spliced from 4 exons. NCBI's taxonomy places the organism in Eukaryota, Fungi, Ascomycota, Leotiomycetes, Helotiales, Sclerotiniaceae. Gene Ontology annotation, cellular component: oxoglutarate dehydrogenase complex. Gene Ontology annotation, molecular function: dihydrolipoyllysine-residue succinyltransferase activity. The coding region runs from base 1 to 1296 and encodes 431 amino acids.